Vombatus ursinus (common wombat) is the source of this 2189-nucleotide messenger RNA. Its product is annotated as CTD small phosphatase-like protein 2. The transcript has 12 exons. The record is from RefSeq and is a predicted model, not a curated record. Gene Ontology annotation, molecular function: phosphoprotein phosphatase activity. The coding region runs from base 168 to 1151 and encodes 327 amino acids. Lineage: Eukaryota; Metazoa; Chordata; Mammalia; Diprotodontia; Vombatidae.
AUUUCCUUCUCCAGCUCAUUUGACGCAUGAGGAAACUGAGCUUGUAGGUCUCCAUCCUGAGCUGCCGCCGAGAUCCUUGAACACAGUACUUAGGAAGAAAGCAGCAGCAAGAGUCCAGAGGAUACGAACUAGGACCAACUGCUUGCCCACCUGACUCAUCCAGACCCAUGAUUCUUCGUUCUGGAAAAGUGACAUUCAUGUCUCCCCGACCAUUGGGAGACCUUGAUGUCCUGGAAGAAGACAGAUGGCCCUGUGUCAGUCCGUGCUGGCCAUUCCAGAGAACAAGGGAGGCUUCAAGGCAGCUAGAGAGAAGCCAGAUGUGUGAGGCCGAUACUCAAGAGGCCAGUGGUGAGGUCCAUCUCCCCAGUGUGGGGCAGUGCCAGGCAUUAAGUUUGGCCCAGGAGUCAUCAAGCAAGAGGAAGUGGGCAAAGGCAUUCGAUGAAGAAGCCCCCCAGGUCCCUUGGAGUCAACCUACAACCCCAAACCCCUAUUUCUCUGCUCUACCCGUGGAGGAGACCUUCCCCUGCCCCCUCAGCUCCCUCACCCCCUGUCCUCUGUACCGAAGGAGACUCUGGCCUCGGAGGCUAAAUAUUCCUCCAAAGACCCGGAGCAUGCCAGAUAGCACACUGGUCCUGGAGUUGGACGAUACCUUGGUCUCUUGCUCCCUCCGGGCUGUGCCCAAUGCCCACUUCUGCUUCCCUGUGAGUUUCCAAGGUAUGUAUUACAAGGUGCAGGGCAGGCUGCGGCCCCACACCCGUGAGUUCCUGGAGAUCCUGAGUCAGUUCUUCCAGAUCAUUAUCUUCACCACGGCUAAAAGGGACUAUGCAGAACCAAUCGCAGAUCUCCUGGAUCCCCACAAGAAGCUGAUUAGGGGCCGCCUUUUCCAGGAUGACUGCAUCUGCCUCCAGGGUCACUAUGUGAAGGAUCUGAAGGUGCUGGGGCAGGACCUGGCCCGGACUGUGAUUCUGACUGAUUCCCUCAAGGCCUUCCCCUACCAGGUGGACAACCAGCUCCUGAUUCCCCGAUGGCAAGGAGACAGUGAGGACCAGGAGCUGUCUAAGCUUCUGCCUUUUCUGGAACGUCUAAGUCACUUGGAUGAUGUCCGACCAGAGCUUUGGAACCUCCACCCUACUCUGAGCACAGAGAAGUGAAGCAGGCCGCCCUUCCCUGGGAAGAACCAGACUUGAACCCAGGGUUUUCUCAAGGGACACACUUUUUUUCCAUCAGGGUAGGGGAGCUACCUCUGGGAAAAUCGUGGCCUCUGACCCCCAGCCCUGAUUUGUGUUGUCCACUGCAGGCAGAUGCUGAGCUCUGGGGGCUUUCAGCGGUCUGGGAGAGCAACAGGAGCUCCCUGAGAGAGGACAUCUGUUGCAUUUCAUGUAUGAAAAGACUGAGAAACUUGAAUAAAAUGGUUUUACCACUCCAGUGGCUGAGGUGGACAAAGGGCCUAUGGCAGAGGAGAGCAUUGUCUGGGCUUACUGGGUGCAGAGCAGCAGUAAUAAUAAUAGUAACAAAUGUUUUACGUGCAUGAUCUCAUUUAGAUUUUGAUUGUCCAUUUUACCGAAGAGGACACUGCAUUUUGGAGAGGUUAACUGCCUUGCCCCUUCAGGUGUCAAAGGGGGUUUGAUUGGAUGUCUUCCUGACUCCCAAGCCAUCACUCUGUCUAGUAUGCCAGUUUGCCAGGGCAGGUGCCUUAGUCAGUCCAUAAACACUUGUUAAGCACCUAUUAUGUGCUGGGUACUAUGCUAACCCCAAGAGACAGAGUUUCUGCCUUAACCACCUUUGUAAAAGGGAAUGCCCUUGAUGACUAAAAAGUUACCUCGAUUGGUGACAUUUUACUCCUGCUUGAUAUUAAGACUGGGCCACCCCCAGCAAUCUGGAUGGGCAAGCCAUCUCCAGCUGGACCAUGCUGGUUGGUUUUCUCCUUCCUGAGCUGGGUCACCCUAAACUCUGCAGGAGGGGUACAAGGACAGGGGCUCAUUUACUACCCCCCACCAAGAACUUGCCCAGAAUAGAUCCUGUUUAUACUUUGAGCUCAAGUUAGGUCUCCUGGUUGGGUGGGGUCCCCGCCCAAGAUUGAAGAGCAAGUUCCUGGAGGGCUGGGACAAUCUCAUCAGUCUUGUUCUUUAGAGACUGACUUUUUACAGGGGCUGGGCUUUGGAUGAAGAAAUAAAGGAGAAAAUCCUGGA